Mycena citricolor is the source of this 6855-nucleotide messenger RNA. The record is from the annotation of a GenBank genome assembly. Lineage: Eukaryota; Fungi; Basidiomycota; Agaricomycetes; Agaricales; Mycenaceae.
CUCGGCCUGCUAGCCUUUCCUAUGACUUCCAUCCAGCCAAGAUAGCGCGUUCUUUCCUAUAGCAGGCCAUGGAAACUCCUCAGGUGUUGUCGUCGUCGCCCACCAUAGGCACAUUCAGCGCCACAUCCUCUCGCUCACGAAGCAGCACGACUCGACUCGCUGUUGACGAUGUCACCAGCCUCACCUCAUUUAACCCAUUCUCCGAGGAGGACGAACACGACCAGUCGUUCGUGACGUCCAUCUUCUCGCGGAUGAAGAACACCCUCGCGGCCCCCCUCUCCUCCGUCGCUUCCGCAUCCAGCAGCGCACCGAGUAGCUCUGCACCGAGCAUCUCCCAGACAGCCACGAGCGAGCCGCGGCGCCCGUCCUUCAGCGUGCUUCAAACCAACACAGCACUGACUUCCUCCAACUUCUCCUCCACGCGGACAGGCUCCAUGGCAUCUGAUCGCCCCAACUCGUUGUCUGUCAAGCGCACGGCACAGCCAGCUCCACCCCUCAUGUCGCUUACGCCGGCCCAGUCCGAGGUUCCGACGUACAGUGUGGAGUACGAGCGAUCGCCGUCGCGCAACGGUGUCGCGUUCCCGUCGUACGAGUCGCAGGAUGGGGGGAUCUUUGGGACGUCGGUGCCCGGGUUCCCGAUUCAGGAUGAUGCGCGGAGUAUCAAGACAUCGACCAGCUUGCAUCGGUCUGGCUCGGUCUCGAAGGUUAUGAGGCGCCUCCGAGGCGAAGGGCUUUCACGCGACUACUGGAUGGACGACGAGAAUUGCAAAGAGUGCUAUGAUUGCGCGAGUGUAUUCAGUACUUGGAGACGGAAACAUCACUGCCGGAUAUGCGGGCAAAUUUUCUGUUCCCGAUGCGCGUCCAACAUCAUCAAGGGGUAUCGAUUCGGGCAAGACGGGAUGAUACGCGUGUGUAAUCUCUGCAUGGAGAAACUGGCCAAAGUCGAUGAAGACGACGACGACGAUCGUAGGUCGGUUGUGUCGUCAGUCACAAGCUUCCCUGCACACCAACUUGGGAUCGACACGAUCGGACUUUCUCAACACCCCCAAUCCCCGUUCUCUGCGUCGCAGCUGUUCAGCCGUACGGAUGAACCGUUCAACCUUUACUCUAUCGCAGAAACGAAGCGAAGGAUAUCAGGCUCCGACGAGAGCGGUUUUGGGUCUCGACCCGUUACGCCCCCGCACGUUGCGUGGGAAGAAACUCUGAGCGACAAUCCAGCACCAUUCAGACGAGGCGCGUCGGACGACGAUGCUAACGUGGCUGAUCCCUACCACGCGGAAGAAACGCCUGCAACGUUCGAGUUCCCGGGCGCCGUCCCCAUCAAUCCGGAUGCCCUUAGCACGAUCCAGUUUCCGCGCGGGUCGCCUGAUCAUCUCGAUAGCCCAGGCCCAUUGCGGUUGCGGUCGCGCUUUAAUUCUGAGUUUGAGUCUGGAACGCCGUUCAUUCGGAGUCGCGUGCACAGCCGCAUGGACAGUCUUGGUGGUGGUGGCGGGGGAGAACCAGGCUGGCGCACGCGGCGGGAGAGCACAGCAUAUGCGCAAGAGCUCAAUCUGACGUCGAUGUUCCAUCUCAAGAUAAUGCUGCGGCAGAUGUUGACGAAAGAGGAUAUCCCAAAUAUCAAGGCUUGGGAGGAGACCCUGCUGAAACUGGCAAUGAAGAUCGCGCGAGAGUUGACGUUCACUGCGCUGCCACAUCGUCAGGGCGAGGAUAUGGAUGUGCGGCGGUACGUGAAGAUCAAGAAGAUUCCAGGAGGGCUGCCGUCUGAUUCUGAAUACGUCGACGGCGCUGUGAUCACGAAGAAUGUUGCGCACAAGCAGAUGUCUCGCCUGCAACGCCACCCGCGUGUGAUGCUUGUGACGUUCCCGCUCGAAUUUUCGCGUGUCGAGGGUCAGUAUAUGCACUUCGGCCAGAUUGUGCGUCAGGAAAAGGAGUACCUCGGGAACUUGGCGUCCCGGAUCGCCGCGCUACGGCCUCACGUUGUGCUCGUUGAGAAGUCGGUGUCAAGGCUUGCGCUGGACGCUUUGGCCAAGCACAACAUCGCGGUGGCGAGGACCGUCAAGCCGUCGGCCAUCCACACGGUGGCGCGGAUGACACAAAGUGAUGUCUUUUCGUCGAUGGACAAACUUGCAUUGGAGCCCCGGCUGGGCCAUUGCGCCCGGUUUCGGAUCCAGACGUUCGACCAUCCGCUCAUUCCCGGGCGUCGGAAGACAUUCAUGCGCUUCGAGGGCUGCUUGCGAGAUAUGGGCUGCACGAUCAUCUUGCGGGGCGAGAAUCUCGAGACGCUGCGCAAGAUCAAGAAGGUCACGCGGUUCCUGACUUUCAUCGUGCGGAACUUGAAGCUGGAGACGCAUCUCUGGAAGGACUCGGUCAUCACUCUGCCGCAAUUGGGGCUGGACGCUGUGCCCAUGUCUCCUGGUGGCGGAGGCCGAUUUGGAUUCGGCAACUUCUCUGUCUCGUCUGUGUCAUUCCAGACGUUCCCGGCCUCUAUUUCGACGCCAAGACUGACCACGCCGACUCCGGGCAUGCGACCUCAGCAGUUGAUACCAGAGGACGAGGAUCUGCCAGAGGCGGAUGCUGAUCAGAUCAGGCUGACGAGGCGGAUCGAUGCAGCAUUGGAACCGUAUGCGACGACGUUCAUCUCUGUAUCCGCGACGCUGCGGUUCCCACCACCUCAACCGCUAGUCCGUAUGAAAGAAUUAGAUAACGAGCUGCUCGAGGCGAAACGGGCAUGGGAAGAUGAUGUCAUCCGCAAGGAGGAGCGGGCGCAUCCACAGAGUCAACUGAGCGUCCCCAACACCACCACCGUCUGCCCGCCUGCGGUCAUCACAGUCGAGGAACCUGAUUCUGAUGACAUCAGUGCGCAGAUAGAGGCCCUGCCGACUCUGAACAUCCCCCCGUCCCCGGGCGACAUGUCGGUGACACCGCGGAUGCUUUCACCGCGGACGAUGGAGGAGACGACGAGCUACUUUUCAUCUGGGAUGGUGUCGCCUGUCUUGUCGUCGGCGGGUGGCUCGUCGAUGGCGCCGUCGCCUGCCGAGGAGCCGAAGGAACCGCUCAAGACGAAUGAGGAUAUCGCGCUGGAGAGUCGGUACAAAUCGGUGAAGCUGAUGCAUGAGGAGCAGCGGAGAAUAUGGGAGUGGUAUCUUCGCAAAAACUCGGACGAUUUCGUUGUCGAAAAGUACCAAUGCAUCACUCUAUGGCACUACGUGAUGCCGUUCAAGAACGUGAUCGAGGAGGGCACGCCGCGAGCCUGCUUCGCACCGAAUCUGCAGUACAUCACGUUCUACGGCGAAAACGACUGCACGCUGGGGCAGUUCAUCGAGAAAUGCGUGAAUGACACACUGGCGCAGUUCCUGGACCCGAAGGCUGUGUGCACAGGGAAGAGCUGCCAGCUGCCCCUCGCGCGCCACGAGCAGGUGUAUGUCCACAACGAGACCAAGCUUUCCGUGGCGGUCGAGUCGUGGAACGGGCAGAUCAUCGGGCGGAUGAACAACCUGCCGACGCCGGAGCUGGUGACGACCUGGAGUGCAUGUCGGGUGUGCAUGUCGGCGACGCCGUUCAUUCCGGUUUCGGAAGAGAUGCAGCGGUACUCGUUCGCCAAGUUCCUCGAGCUGCAUUUUUAUCCGGCCGACGUCAAGCUCGUGCAGGGCGCCGGGUGCCAACACAACAUCUACCAACACCACAUCCGCUACUUUGCGAUCAAGGGCAUGACCGUCCGGUUCGAGGCGGAGCCGAUCAAGCUGCACGAGAUUGUGUACCCGCCGACACGCAUCAAGGUGAAGCCGGAGCAGCAGCUCGAGCUCAAGAACAAGAUGUUCACCGGGCUGCACGAGAAGAACGACGUCUGGUUUGACGAUCUCAUAAACGAGCUGAAGUCUGUCAGCUUCGAGGCCGCGACUGGCGACGAGGAGAGCGAUGCAACGCUGCUGGCUGAUGUCAACACGCUGAUCGUCCGAGCGCAUGACGAGAAGCACGAGAUCAGUCGCCUGAUCAAUUGCAUCUACCGGGAGUCGGCGCCGACGGAUACGCUCGCGCUCAACCAGGUGCACAUGUUCAAGCAGGACAAGAUCGUUGCGUGGGAGAUGGUCUUUGAUCGGCUGCCGAAGCCGAGGUCCUACGUCGCCACCGAACGAGGAAAGCGGACUUCGGCGUUUGGGAGUGUGCGCUGGCCGAGGCGGUUGGAUUUGGCCUUUGACGGUCAGCAUCUGCCGUCCUCGAGUGUUUCGGAAGCUGAGGAAGGGCCGCUGAGUCUGCGGAGAGUGACUGGAGAUUCGUUCACGUCCUCUGCGUCGGAGCCUGAAUCAGAUGCUAACGCCGAGGAGCCAAUCGUGCCGCCCAAGAAAGAGAGCGAGGGAUCGAAUGCAGAGCCGGCGCCGAAAUCAGAUCCGGAGAGUGAUUCGACGAUCGGGGCUGGUAAGGACGAAGAAUCUGAGCAGGUGGCAUCUCCGUCGCGAGUUCGAGCCUCCAAACUUCCUCGACGAUCCGAAAACCAGAUGAACGUGGCUGAGCUGGUGAAAAAGUACCAGGACUUCUUGCCUCCCCAGGGCGUGCGAGAUCUGACCAAGACAGCCUUCGCGCCGCGGAUAAAUGUCGUUUCGGAAAGCGAGCAGGAGUACACGACACCCAUUCGCCACAUCCGCAGCAAGAGCCGACACCGGAUGAUCCGCCAGCCGUCUGUUUCCGAUUUCGAGCAGGGUUACGCAGCCAACGUCGCGCCGAAAUACCUCUCUCGGCCGACUCGGAUCCCUCGCCCGCCGACGGUACAGUCACAGGAAUCGUCGCGCCUGCCGUCGCCCGAGAAGCGGUCGGCCAGUGGCAAAGGCCGGGGCAGACAAACGUCGCCGCCGCGCGCAAAGCCACCUUCACUCGUGAGCACGCCAAAUCUCCCGGGCAGCAAGUCCGGGCGCAUCCGGACACCGGCUGCCCGGCCGAGGGACAAGACGCCCGCCAGGGGGACGCCGGGCAUGCGAUCUGGGACGAAGGUGUCGAACAUUGCGAAGCAUUUCGAGCGGAUGGGACGCGAUGCCGAGCGGUCGAAGAACCGGUACGCUAUCAUCCGGGGGAAGCGGGCGCGGCCUGUUGCCUCGGCCCGUGCCAGGGUGCAGGUAUUGGAGAGUGUCAAGGACGCCAUCCGGGAUGAGAGCGAGGAGAGCGCGAGCGAAUCCAGCGAGGCUGACGAUGAGGGUGAUGGCGAGGUCGAGGAGAGCGGCAGCAGCAAGAAACCGUCGACGGUCGAGUCGCCUGAGGAUGAAAUGCACGUGCAGCAGCAGCAGCAGCAGAAGGAGGAAGAGCUGCCACCGUCAACAACGGUGCCGCAAGUCAUCGUCGAUGAGAUUCCUGCUCCUGAAACACCGGCCCCGCACCGAAAUCCACCACCAGGCCCGUUGUCGCUGCCCCCGUCGCCUUUCCUGACAUCUCUGAAGGAGAGUGUCUUGACGCCUCCUCCUGCGGAUUUGGAUCUCACCGGCGGCUCUGAGCGCCACUCGUUAUUGAAAGCGUUGUCUGGAUUCUGGGGCCAGUCGCGGAGCCCGAUGGAAGCAGACGACCCGUUGGAUGACCCCGAGCACAUCUUCCGAGACUCCUCGAUGGUCGUCAGAACGGACGAGCCGACGUCCAUCAUUGCUCUUGCGUUGAACUCACCGCAGUACCGCGACAUGCUGUCCAAAUCCCGGGCGGAAAAGAGGACGGCACGGGAGACGAAGAUGUCGGAGGGCGAGGCGUUCAUGCCUGACGACCGAUCUGUGGCCGAGUCGACGUCGACGUGGGGUGUAGUCGAGGUUGAUCCAACCGAGUCAGCGGAUCCGACGGAGGAUAUGAAGGUGGCGUCGUCGAAGCUGCCUUGGGCGAUCAGCCAUGAAGCGUUUGAGAGCAGUGGGUUGACUAUCAGCUGCACUGUGCUGUACCCGGAGCAAUUCGAUGCACUGAGGAGGACCUACGACUGCGACAAGGGCAUGAUCGAGUCGCUGGCGCGGUGCAUCAAGUGGGAUGCCAGUGGAGGCAAGUCAGGUUCUGCGUUCCUCAAGACGAAGGACGACCGGUAUAUCGCCAAAGAGCUCUCGCGGCCGGAGCUUCAGUCGAUGGAGAGCUUCGCGCCGGCUUAUUUUGACUACAUGGCAUCUGCCGUUUCUGCUGACCGUCCGACACUCCUGGCGAAGAUCUUUGGCUGUUACAAGCUGACGUUCAAGAAGACGGGGAAUCGGCGUGGACCGGGCAAGAGCAAAUCGACGCAAAUGAACCUGCUGGUGAUGGAGAACCUGUUCUACGCACGCGAGUUCUCGACCAUCUACGAUCUCAAGGGAUCGACGCGGAACCGUCACGUGCAGGCCACUGGGCGGAAAAACGAAGUGCUGUUGGAUGAGAAUCUGGUCGAGACCGCACAUAUCAACCCGUUCCACCUGCGAGAGCACUCGAAACGGAUCCUUCGCGGGGCGCUCUACAACGACACCAAGUUCCUCAGCGACGUGAACGUGAUGGACUACUCGUUCCUGGUCGGCGUGGACAAGCACGACGACUCCCUCGUGGUGGGCAUCGUCGACUACAUCCGGACGUACACGUGGGACAAGAAACUCGAGAGCUGGGUGAAGGACUCGGCGUUCCUCGGGGGCGGCGCGAACCGCGGCGAGCCGACGAUCAUCACGCCGAAGCAGUACCGGCAGCGGUUUCUGGGGGCGAUGGAGCGGUAUCUGCCGCUCAUCCCGGACCGGUGGAUGAAGCAGAAGGACGCGCCGGAGAUCGAGCCGGAUGCAGGGCUCAGUGAGCUCUGGCCGGACUGGUGAGGAUACCCUUUUAUGCAUACAUACCCUUUUUUCUGGAUCAUUCACACGGCAUUUGUAUCAUACAUAUCUGUACUACCAC